AAAUCUAUUACAUUUUUCACUAACCAUGAAUUUUUUUUAUAAACAAAUCGUGAAUCACAAGAGAAAUAAAAUAUUCCCUGAAAAUCAAAAUACAUUGUAUAACUUGUAUAUCUGCCAAUAGUACUCACAAUGGAUAUCAGUAGCAUUUUAAAUAUUGAAAAGCUAGUCCCCAGAAAUUAUCUCAAUCUUGCUAUUGAAGCCGGCAGAUCUUCAGAACAAUCCCGACGGAUUCUACUCGAAACGCGUAAGCUACCUGAAAGAGGAUGGAGUGAAUCGGCUAUCGAAAACUUUAUCCAAUACCUAUCAUCACUUGACAGUAAUAAUUUUAAUGGAAAAACAGGAUUAGGAGAGCGGGAAGCUCGAAUUGCCUGUCGUCUUGUUGCAAAACGUCACUAUAACUUUGGUCAUGGGAUUGGCCGUUCGGGUGAUCUUUUAGAACCACAGCCCAAAGCAGCCGGUUCGACUCUAAUGUCUAACCUCACCAACAGUUUACUUUUAGAUCUCAUACACUAUCUAGGCGUUGCUAGUGCGAAACUUUGCUUCUUAUGUCCUAUGGCUACAGGUAUGACCCUGAAUCUAUGCCUUCUCACAUUGAAGAAACAAAAUCCCAAAGCAAAGUAUGUUCUAUGGUCUAGAAUCGAUCAGAAGUCCUGUUUUAAAUGUAUAACCAUGGCAGGCUUGCAACCGGUUGUUAUUGAUGUUGUAAACGGGCCGAAAGGUCUGCAAACCAACAUGGCUGCAUUUGAACAAGAGAUUCAAAAACUGGGAUCUGAAAAGAUUUUAUGCAUCUUUUCUACUACGAGUUGCUUUGCUCCUCGCAACUGUGACAAUAUAUUGGCUCUGUCUCAGUUAGCCGAAAAAUCGAACAUUCCACAUUUGGUUAACAAUGCAUACGGUCUACAAAGCACAUAUCUGACUCACCAAUUAGAACAAGGCAAUAAAUCUGGACGAAUCGACUUAUUCGUCCAGAGUACUGAUAAGAAUUUAAUGGUUCCAGUUGGAGGAGCGAUCGUAGCUGGAUUCAAUGAGGAGACUGUUCGUGCUGUUGCUAAGACAUACGCUGGUAGAGCAUCAAGUAGUCAAUCGGUUGAUGUCCUUAUGACACUACUGUUUCUUGGUAAAUCAGGUUAUUUAGAGUAUAGAACCAAUCGUUUAAGUUGUUUUGAAUAUCUUCAUUCGAGAAUGACUGAAUUUGCUUAUAAACACUCGGAGAGUAUGUUUCUUACCAAAGGAAAUCCUAUAUCAAUGGCUAUGACAUUGAAUACGUUUCGGUCUUUAGAUAAUUUAUCUAAAUUAGGAUCAAUGUUGUAUACGAGAGGGAUUUCAGGAGUUCGUGUUGUUACAACGUUGGAUGUGAAGUCAAUAGAUGAUCAUACAUUUUAUGGAUGGGGAAGCCACUUUUCAAAAUCAGAAGUACCAUAUAUCACAGUUGCUGCAGCAAUAGGUAUUACGAAAAGUGAAAUCGAUGUUUUCAUGAAAAAAUUAAAGGAAUGCUGGAUCAAGUUAUCUAGUUCUUUAAAAUAACGUGGCAGGCCACAACCAAAAAUAAAAAUGUUAAUAAAAUUUAAAAAUAACAUAA
This is a messenger RNA of Episyrphus balteatus (marmalade hoverfly), 1579 nucleotides long. RefSeq names its product O-phosphoseryl-tRNA(Sec) selenium transferase. The record is from RefSeq and is a predicted model, not a curated record. The transcript is spliced from 5 exons. Lineage: Eukaryota; Metazoa; Arthropoda; Insecta; Diptera; Syrphidae. Gene Ontology annotation, molecular function: tRNA binding; O-phosphoseryl-tRNA(Sec) selenium transferase activity. The coding region runs from base 130 to 1524 and encodes 464 amino acids. Gene Ontology annotation, biological process: selenocysteine incorporation; conversion of seryl-tRNAsec to selenocys-tRNAsec.